Molecule: messenger RNA, 3516 nt
Organism: Arabidopsis thaliana (thale cress)
Lineage: Eukaryota; Viridiplantae; Streptophyta; Magnoliopsida; Brassicales; Brassicaceae
Product: Leucine-rich repeat protein kinase family protein
Exons: 14
Coding region: 365-2512 (715 amino acids)
Cellular component (GO): membrane
Molecular function (GO): transferase activity; protein serine/threonine kinase activity; protein kinase activity
Source: RefSeq, marked reviewed
GGAAGAUGGACCCAACAAUUGUACCUUUACCACUUACCUCCACUGGCUUUGAAGCUGUUCCUCUCUCACAUAAAAAAAGCAAACACUUAACGAGGAAGAAACACACUCAUAUCUCCUCACGUUCCCCAAUUUUUUGAUUUUUAUUAUCUUUUUGGGUUUUUGGGUUUGGUUAAACCAUUUAUGGGUCUUUAGAUCUCUCUUGAUAGUAAAGAUAAGUAAUUUUAGGGUCUGUUUGGUUCUGUUUCUGGAAAUUUCACUUUUUUCACUUUUUUGGGAUCACAUUUAGCUUUUUUUGGUUCCUUUAUUUUGUAACGCCAUUUAUGCGUUAAACUUGUGUGAAGUGUUUGUUUGGUCUGAGCUGGAGAUGGUGAGAAUCUCACUGCUUUUGUUGUGUUUACUGGUUUCAACUUGUCUCUUCACUUCUUCAUCAGCACAAGCUCCAGGUUUUGUGAGCUUGGAUUGUGGAGGUGCAGAGCCAUUCACUGAUGAACUUGGACUCAAAUGGUCACCUGAUAAUCAUCUCAUUUAUGGAGAAACCGCUAAUAUAUCGUCCGUUAACGAAACAAGAACUCAGUACACGACUUUAAGGCAUUUCCCUGCUGAUUCAAGAAAGUAUUGCUACACUCUCAAUGUCACGAGUAGGAAUAGAUAUCUCAUUAGAGCUACUUUCUUGUAUGGUAAUUUCGACAACAGCAACAAUGUGUAUCCCAAAUUCGAUAUCUCCCUCGGGGCGACUCAUUGGGCGACCAUUGUUAUCUCUGAAACCUAUAUAAUCGAAACUGCAGAACUGGUGUUUCUGGCUUCUUCUCCUACUGUUAGUGUUUGUUUGUCAAAUGCCACAACUGGACAGCCGUUUAUAUCUACUCUUGAGCUUAGGCAGUUGAGUGGUUCGAUGUAUGGUUCGAUGCUAUCUGAAGACCGGUUUUACCUGAGUGUUGCAGCACGGAUAAAUUUCGGGGCUGAAAGUGAAGCUUCUGUGAGGUACCCGGAUGAUCCGUAUGAUAGAAUAUGGGAAUCUGAUUUGCAAAAGAAGCCUAAUUAUCUUGUGGAUGUUGCUGCUGGGACUGUGCGAGUGUCGACUACAUUGCCAAUCGAAAGCAGGGUCGAUGACAGACCGCCUCAGAAGGUUAUGCAGACGGCUGUGGUUGGAACAAACGGGUCCUUAACUUACAGAAUGAACCUAGAUGGCUUCCCUGGUUUUGGUUGGGCAUUCACAUACUUUGCUGAAAUCGAGGAUUUGGCUGAGGAUGAGUCAAGGAAGUUUAGAUUAGUUCUACCUGAGCAGCCUGAGUAUAGCAAAUCGGUUGUUAACAUCAAGGAAAAUACACAGAGACCGUAUCGCGUUUAUGCACCUGGCUAUCCUAACAUAACACUUCCAUUUGUGCUAAACUUUCGAUUUGCCAAAACGGCUGAUUCUUCUAGGGGACCUAUUCUGAAUGCCAUGGAGAUCAGCAAAUAUUUGCGGAAAAGCGAUGGUUCAGUAGAUGCAACUGUUAUGGCUAAUGUGGCAUCGCUAUAUUCUUCCACUGAAUGGGCUCAAGAAGGCGGUGACCCUUGUUCACCCUCACCGUGGUCAUGGGUGCAAUGCAAUUCGGAUCCACAACCAAGGGUUGUUGCUAUCAAGCUGUCGAGUAUGAACUUGACGGGAAAUAUACCUUCUGACCUGGUGAAAUUGACUGGUUUGGUUGAGUUAUGGCUUGAUGGGAAUUCUUUUACGGGUCCAAUACCGGAUUUCUCUCGGUGUCCAAACCUGGAGAUAAUACACCUCGAGAACAACCGACUAACCGGAAAGAUCCCUUCCUCGUUGACGAAACUCCCAAACCUGAAAGAACUGUACCUGCAGAACAAUGUGUUAACAGGAACAAUACCAUCAGACCUGGCCAAAGAUGUGAUCUCAAACUUCUCUGGGAACCUUAACCUUGAAAAAAGUGGAGAUAAAGGCAAGAAGCUCGGUGUCAUCAUCGGUGCAUCAGUUGGUGCUUUUGUUCUGCUAAUUGCAACCAUCAUUUCUUGCAUCGUCAUGUGCAAAAGCAAGAAGAAUAACAAGUUGGGAAAAACUUCGGCAGAGUUAACGAAUCGUCCCUUACCGAUUCAGAGAGUUUCGUCUACCUUGAGUGAAGCUCAUGGAGACGCUGCACAUUGCUUCACACUUUAUGAGAUCGAGGAAGCCACAAAAAAAUUCGAAAAGAGAAUUGGGUCGGGAGGUUUUGGAAUCGUAUACUAUGGUAAAACAAGGGAGGGGAAAGAGAUUGCUGUAAAGGUUCUUGCAAAUAAUUCAUAUCAGGGAAAGAGAGAGUUUGCAAACGAGGUUACAUUACUCUCAAGGAUACAUCAUCGGAACCUUGUGCAGUUUCUUGGUUAUUGCCAAGAAGAGGGAAAAAACAUGCUUGUGUAUGAGUUCAUGCACAAUGGGACUUUGAAGGAGCAUCUUUAUGGCGUGGUACCACGUGACCGGAGAAUCAGUUGGAUUAAAAGGCUUGAGAUAGCUGAAGAUGCAGCCCGAGGUCCGUGAAUUGUACAACAAAACAGAAAGCCAUUUUUUCGAUAUUUGAUUUUGUUGGUUUUGAUUGUUUCUGUAGGGAUCGAGUAUCUUCACACAGGGUGUGUUCCAGCAAUCAUACAUAGAGAUCUCAAGACUAGUAACAUCCUACUUGACAAACACAUGAGGGCAAAGGUUUCAGAUUUCGGUUUGUCGAAAUUCGCAGUUGACGGGACCUCACAUGUCUCCAGCAUUGUCCGUGGCACAGUUGGAUAUCUUGACCCCGAGUACUAUAUAUCGCAGCAGUUAACAGAGAAGAGUGAUGUAUAUAGCUUCGGAGUCAUUCUUCUUGAGCUAAUGUCUGGCCAAGAAGCCAUAUCGAAUGAAAGCUUUGGUGUCAACUGCCGGAACAUAGUCCAAUGGGCUAAGAUGCAUAUAGACAACGGGGACAUCCGAGGGAUCAUCGAUCCAGCGCUAGCGGAAGAUGAUUACAGUCUCCAAUCAAUGUGGAAGAUUGCGGAGAAAGCGUUGCUGUGUGUGAAACCGCACGGGAACAUGAGACCUUCGAUGUCCGAGGUGCAAAAAGAUAUCCAAGACGCGAUUAGGAUCGAGAAGGAAGCGUUGGCUGCAAGAGGCGGUAUAUCAGACGAGUUUUCCAGGAGCUCGGCUCAUUCGUCUUCGCUCAACAUGGGAAUGCUUGACCUGGCUGGAUCACAGAGUUAUGUAUCCAUUGAUGAAUCAGUAUUGCAGCCAACAGCUCGGUAGUAGAUUCGGCUUUGUUUGUACAGAUGCAUUACUUGCUUGUGUUUUUGACCUUUCACAUUGUCUCUGGUCUUUAGUUAUUAGUUUUGAGCUUAACACUACUUUUUUUUCUUUCUUUUGGACUCGAGGUUACAAGAAGUGCUUCGAGUUUGUUUGUUUUUCUUUUAUUGUUUUCAGACUAACUCGGUGAUUUAUGUGGGAUUGUGAUAUAUUAUGUUUUCUUUUAACUGAUUUUCACAUUUUCAACUGAUUAUAUAGGAUGAUGUUUAUGCUCU